This is a messenger RNA of Cannabis sativa, 3889 nucleotides long. RefSeq lists its product as uncharacterized. Bases 881 to 3142 code for a protein of 753 amino acids. Gene Ontology annotation, molecular function: zinc ion binding. The record is from RefSeq and is a predicted model, not a curated record. Lineage: Eukaryota; Viridiplantae; Streptophyta; Magnoliopsida; Rosales; Cannabaceae. The transcript has 3 exons.
ACCACAUAUAUAUAAGGGUAAUUUUUAGUAAUAUACCUAAAAUGUAACAAAAUUAGCAAUAUAACCUUCGGUCAUUAAUUGUAGCAAAUACCGUUUAUGUCCCUAUCGAAAACGGAAACUAAUAUACGUGAUUUUAAGAAACCACCAUCUUCUCCGGGUGAAGAAACAACCGACAUCAACAGCCCAAAUUUCCCUGAAAAAAUGGAAAAAAAAGAUGAGCAAUACACUAUUAGUAACUCCUAUAUAUACUUUAACCUCACCAGAAAAAUAAUUGAAGCAAUGUACAGAACCUCCAUUAGAGCUCUGCAACUCAACAAUCGAAGGUCCGAUCUUGUGAAAAAUCAUCAGAAACUCUCGAUUCCAGAAAUCAAACCAAAAAAAAAAGGCAACCGAUUGUGAAAACAUCCUUGAUUUAACACCUACAUCUGCAAAAAAAAACACAGCGAUCGAGCAUGCCAAUAUCCAAAAAAGUUUCAGAUCGAUCACCACAAUUUUCACAAAAAAUUAAGUCGAUCGUCACCAUAACGUUUCUCUAAUCAUCAAAUACACGAUCGAAGCUGUGCAAACUGAAAAUUAGUUGAUCAAUCGAAUCUUCAGAAUCGCCGCUGGAAAAACUCAACAACAUCUUCGUUCCUCAUACAAAGUUUCCUGCAGAAAAAAGCAACAAAACAGCUCCAACAAACACUCAAUUUCUCCAAAGAAGCUAAGAAAACAGAGGUAAUUUCUCUAUAAAACAGAGGUAAUUAAAGGAUUAUCCUAACAUACAUUUGUAAUUUUUCAACAGAAAAGUUAAUAUUACAUUUAUACCUCAUUAUGCACAUUCAACUAGACAUGUUCUAUUCCUUUUUCUGAAAAUCUUUACAUUGUUAAUCUCAGACAAAUGGAAUUGAUGACAUUGGUGCUUUACUACAAUGGUAAAAUUGUGGAUAAAUGCAUAUACACUGAUUAUGAAGUCACAGGGAUACUAUUACCAAAAAGUUUCUCAUACAAUGACCUACAAACCAAAAUUUGUAGUGAGUUAGACUUGAACAACAAGACACUAAUCAGUAUGGAAAUCCAGUUUCAAAUACGACCAACUAUACCACCAAUGAAGAUCAAGGAUGACAGUGGCUGCAGAUUCUAUGAGCAAAUAAGGAAAAAAAAUGAUGAUGAGGCUGCAUACCCAUUACUCAUUAACUUUUCAGUGUCUUCAGACCCCAACCAAAGUCUAUCAGACCAACAAUUAUCAUGCAUUCCCCACUCAACUCAAAUAGACAGCAAUGCUGAACCGUAUGUACAAGAAACAGAAGAGUUACCUACAACAGCUCAACUUGCACAAACAAUUGCAGAAUAUAUAACAGACCAAGUUGAAAAAGCAACCAACACAAGCUGGGAGAACACAUCAAACAUAAUUACUGAUCCAAGGGUUGAAAGCAUACAAAUUGGACAGCUUUAUAAAGACAAAGACACAAUGAAACUCGCCAUAAGCCUCUAUGCCAUAAAAAUGAAUCAACAAUACAAGGUAAAAAGGUCAUCAUCCAAGGACUACAGCCUAAUAUGUGUUGACAGUAACUGCAAAUGGUACUUCCUAGCAUCAAAACAUGGCAAAACCGACAUGUUUAAGGUCAGAAAACUCAAUGACACUCAUACAUGCUCCCUAGAAAUCAUUUAUGAAGACCAUCCUCAAGCAACAAGUGACAUAAUUGCUGAUUGCAUCAAACGAAGGAUCAUAAACCCCAAAAGAAACUACAAACCAAAUGACAUUGUUGAAGACAUAGCGGAAGAUUAUAGUAUCUCCAUCUCCUACCACAAAGCAUGGAGAGCAAAAGAAAAAGCUACUUUCGACGUUAAAGGUAGCCCAUAUGAUUCAUACAAUGAAAUCCCUGGCUUCCUAUACAUGAUUCAAAAAUGCAACCCAGGAACAAUAACAGAUCUUGUACAAGAUGAUGAGGGGAGAUUCAAAUACUGUUUCUUUGCAUUAGCAUCUUCUAUCAAAGGCUGGAAUCACUGCACACCAAUAAUAGUUGUGGAUGCAACUUUUUUGAAGAAUGCAUAUGGAGGUACUCUUAUAGUUGCUAAUGCACAAGAUGCUGACAGACAUAUAUUUCCACUAGCUUUUGCAAUAGUCGAUUCAGAAAAUGAUGCGUCAUGGCAAUACUUCAUGGAUAAACUCAAACAAACAUAUGGGGAACGGGAAGAGCAAUGCAUAAUUUCAGAUAGACAUGAAAGUAUCGCCAAAUCAGUGAAAAUGGUAUUUCCCAACUUGAUGCAUGGGGUAUGUUGCUUCCAUCUAUUCCAAAAUAUAAAAUCAAGAUUUAGAAAAGGAGGAGAUGAGCUGAGAGAUGCAUUCUAUUGUGCAGCAAAAGCAUAUAAUCUUGCUGAUUUUGAAGGAUUCAUGAAAGAAAUAGACACCAUAGACAACCGAAUUCGUCCUUACUUGACAAAUGAAGUUGGCCUCAAUAAAUGGAGAAGGGUUUAUAGCACAAACAAGCGUUACUCAACAAUGACCUCAAAUAUAUCAGAAUCCGUGAAUUCAGCCUUGAAAGAAGUAAGAGAGUUACCCAUUGGCACACUACUAGAAUGUCUACGCUGCUUGGUUCAAAGAUGGAGUUGGACAAACAAAAAUAGAGCUCUUGCUACACUCACAACACUAGCAAAAGGACCAGAAAAGGAACUCAAAGACAAAUUAGAUCGCAGUAAAAAAUUGCAGGUUGAAACAUCAAACCAUGCCAUAUAUACAGUCAAUGAGUUAAAAAGUUCGUACAUAGUAGACAUUCAAAAAAAGACAUGCACAUGUCAAAGAUUCCAAUAUGACGAAAUGCCAUGUUCUCAUGCAAUGGCAGUAAUAUCAAAAAGACACUUCAAAUGCUACAAUUUCUGCUCUUAUUUCUACACAAAACAAGCCUUCCUUGCAACAUACGAAGAAACUGUGUUUCCAAUAGGUGACCGAGACUCAUGGGAGUUACCUGAUCAUAUUAGACAAAUUGAAGUACUGCCACCAAAGCACAAAAGACCAGCAGGAAGGCCAAGAAAACAACGGUAUAAGACCGCAAUGGAGAAAGCAACACAGAAUCAAUGCACACAAUGCUUGAAAAGAGGACACAACCGAAGGACUUGCAAGAAUGAACCAUUGGAACCAUCCGCAAAGAGAAAAAGAUACUAAAUAGACAUUGAAUUCCUACAACUACUAAAUAAACAUGAACAAUACGUUCCAAUUACUAUCUGCAACCAAAUUUCUUCUUUUUUCAUGUAUGUUCUGUUUGAAUAAUUCAACAUCAAAUAAAGAUUUCCACAUGGAAAAUUUGAAGAUACAAUCAUAAAUCUCAUAUAAGAAACAGUUACUAAUGUGUACCUUAAUUAUAAUUAAUCUCAUAAAAAUACAGUCACUCUUCCUAUGCCAUACCCAACUGCUAAUUAUAACUCCUGUAAAAAAAAUAAAAAAUAAAUAAAUAAUAGAAUCACCUUUUUAUAAAUAAUUCAAUAAUAUCAAUCUUUAAAAAAAAUAACCAACAUACAUACAACAAAACAUUAUAAACUUCAACAAAAAUAUCACACUAAAAAUCCAAAAUAUAUAUCCAACAUAAUACUUUGCCAAUAUCCAUUAUAAGGCAAAAAAUAACAACAGCAAAUCGUACUUAGUCUUAGAAAUACAAAAAGGUACUAAAUAUAUCCAAAAGAGUUACUAUAUUGUAACUAUUUACAAACAAUCCAAAAAAGUUACUAUGCAUUUUCCAAUCUGUCCACUUCUAAACCUAAGCCUUCAUUUCUGUCCACUUCUUCCAAUCCUCCCUGGAAACUCAGAUUCAGACUCGUACCCAUUGAUCUCCUUCUUCUUAGCAUGAACAUACAGAUCCACAGCAAGCUUGUUUCUAAAGAACUUCACAUCUAAUGGAUUUGGAAGUAAAUCAAU